UUUUAGGUUUACAAAGCACUUUCAACACCGCAGUAAUGAAAGUGUUAAUAUCCCUAUGGGACAGAUGAGGAGGAAACUGAGGUUCCGAGAUUUGCCCAAGGUCACACAGCUAAUUCACAUUCUAACAGAACAUUGUAACAGCUGAACAAUCUAAGAAAACAUAGGUCAUUGGAAUACAGACACAUAGGAAUACAAGACAAGAUGUUGUUGAAGUGACUUGAAUUCCCCUCUCCACAGGGGUACUUCCCUGCCCUGGGGGCCAAGGCAGAAUCUAAAGUUAACCGAAACUGAUAGACAGAAAACCUGCGGAGGCCCAUUGCAUGGGAAAGUCCCCGCCCCUGCGUGCCUACCGGAUUGCCUUGGGAGCAGGAGCGGAGCGCAGCAAAGCUCCAGUGUUUGCUCUGUCUCAGUGCCCGUAUUGCCUGCCCAACCACCCACUGGCCCGACAAGGUAUCUCGGCUGCUCCGCCCGGCAGGCGAUGUGCCUGAGUGGGACAAAAGCUUGAGGGAGGUCCAUGGGCAGAGACAGGAGACCUCCGGGGGGUUCUCACUCCAGUGGCAGCUCCGGAUUUGAGCUCCGACUCUUCAGGAAAUGGGCCAGAGGAUAGCCUGCUGGGCCCAGAACAGGUGAUUCAAGGGACAAGCAUCUCCUGCAGCCUGUGUCAGUGAGUCGGACACCAUGAAUUGGGCAUUCCUCCAGGGCCUCCUGAGUGGGGUCAACAAGUAUUCAACCGUUCUUGGCCGAGUCUGGCUGUCGGUGGUACUGAUAUUUCGAGUACUGGUGUAUGUCGUAGCAGCAGAGGAAGUGUGGGACGACGACCACAAAGAUUUCGACUGCAACACUCGGCAGCCGGGCUGUGCCAACGUCUGCUACGACCACACCUUCCCCAUCUCCCACAUCCGCCUGUGGGCCCUGCAGCUGAUCCUGGUCACCUGCCCCUCGCUGCUUGUGGUCAUGCACGUAGCCUACCGGGAGGAGCGGGAGCGGAGGCAUCGCACAAAGCAUGGGCCCCAGGCCAGGCCCCUCUAUGGCAACCCAGGAAAGAAGCGAGGAGGCCUCUGGUGGACCUACCUACUGAGCCUGAUAUUCAAGGCUGGCGUGGACGCCGGAUUCCUGUACAUCUUCCAUCGCCUCUAUAAGAAUUAUGACAUGCCCCGCGUGGUGCACUGCUCUGAGGACCCCUGCCCCAAUGUGGUAGAUUGCUUCAUCUCUCGGCCCACGGAGAAGAAGAUCUUUUCCUACUUCAUGGUGGCCACGGCUGUUAUCUGCAUCCUGCUCAAUCUGGGGGAGGUGUCCUACCUGAUCUGCAAGAGAUGCCAGGAGCUCCUAGGUCCACAGAACUCUAAGCAUCGGCAGCAUCGGAGGCGUGGCCACCAUGGCCCCUUGGGGUCUUUGCAGGAUGCCUGCCCCCCUUAUGCUCCCUCCCAGGCUUUGCAACAAGGUGACUCCACCAGGGAUGUCACAUUGCCCUGUUGAAGUCUCUUAUUUCAAGCAAGGACGGAAAGACAGGACAGUCAUAGAAAAACCCUGCUUCUGGAGUUAGAAGAACUGAGUUCUUCUAUGCCUUAGUGACUUUGGGCAAGUCCCACCUCUAGUCCUAAAUCUUAUCAUCUGUAUAAUGAGAAGGUCGGACUAGAUUAUGUCUAAGGUUCCUUCCAUCUCCAAAUCUAUGGUCCUAUGACUCGAUAUUGACAGAUUUAUAAACAUCAUGGCGGGCAGGGAUGGAUGGAGGGAUGAACCACUUUCUCUCCAAUCAGCUCAGUCAAAGUCCCCUCACCUGAGGAAAUGUGAUUUUAAGUGAGCAGCAGACCCUUAGGAGGAGUAGAUAGGGUAAAGACAAACUUGCCACCAGCAACAGAGCCUGUCCCUGGAAGGGUACAGGGCCAAAUAAGCAAAAAGUUCAGCUUCUGUGUCUCCUUCCCCUUAGGAACUCUCCCUCCCAUAAGCCCCAUUAGAGGAGCUAGUGUAGGGUGGUGGGGUCACCAUGAAGAGAUGAAGGCUUUCUCAGGGACUGGAUUGGGACCUCACAUGUAUACAUACCUACAAAAGGAAAGAAUUCUGAAUUAAAGCAUUUUAUAAGUACUUGGCAAACAGCUCUGGCCUUGGAAAGCAAGUCAAUAAUAUUUAAAGUAAUUCACCCCUACUCUCUAGGGAGUAAAAGUCCUGGGGAUGUGGGAUAGAGGGAAGGAGAGAUGACAAGAUGGGGAUAACUUCCUACAAUUAAAGAUGUCCACUUCUGGAAAGGGCUGCCUUGAGAAGCAAUGGGUUCUCCCACAAUCACACACUGGCUAUCUUCAAGCAGAGACUGGAUUGGGAACCAGUUGCUGGGAAAGGGGCUCCUAUGCAGGGUCAUUUUGGAUAAGACUGCCUUUGAGGUCCUUCCAGCUGUGAGCUUCUAGGGGAGAAAUGAUGUCCCUUUUCUACUCUAGUUUUGGAAAGAGUCUGAAUGAUGUCAUCGCCCUGAGAUGAUCAAGUCAAGACUCCCCUUUGGGCCAAGGUGUACCCCUCAGGCCAGCAAAGGACAGAGAAGGUUGAGGAUAUCCCAUCAGCUAGGGGACAGGUCCCAAAUGGCUUCCAAGGCUUUGGCCCAAGAUAGAGUUUAAAGAGGAGAAAAUCUGGGAAAGACAGGCAGACAGACACCCACACCCACAAUCCCUUCCCUCUGCCCAGCUCACUACCCAUUACAGACUGGGGCUUGCCUCACUGCAGAUGACUCAGCCUUGGGUAUGGAAAGGGGCACUUAGGGAGAGACAGAAGAGCUGGAAGGAGAGGGGAGGGGAGGGUGAGAAGCAGGGGAACCACUGCUUCCCUCUAGUUUAUUAUUUGUUUGUUUUCUUCAGCAGAGGUGGGGUAUGAAGGGAGAUGACAGAGAAAGAGGAGUAAGGAUAGAGUUCUCAAAAGAAAAAAUGAGAACAGAAGGAAUCUCAACCAAACAGAACAGCUUUGAAAGUUACAUAUUGGAUUUACUAUACAAUUUAAAAGAAAAGCGAGCUCUACAUAAUAGAAGUGAGCUUUUUAUGUGUAGUCUUUCCUUCCGUUCUACAAUGUAUGU
Phascolarctos cinereus (koala) is the source of this 3052-nucleotide messenger RNA. RefSeq names its product gap junction beta-4 protein. Gene Ontology annotation, biological process: cell-cell signaling. Gene Ontology annotation, cellular component: connexin complex. The record is from RefSeq and is a predicted model, not a curated record. Gene Ontology annotation, molecular function: gap junction channel activity. NCBI's taxonomy places the organism in Eukaryota, Metazoa, Chordata, Mammalia, Diprotodontia, Phascolarctidae.